AUGCUACCAUCAACACUUCGAUCCAUAGUGCUUCUACUGGGAGUAGCACUUCCAGUCUUUGCCCAAAAUCGACCACUCUGGUGGGAAGAAUGUGAUCCUCCUCGGGAGAACACACAAUGUGCUAUGCACAGUGACAUCCUCGACUAUAACAGAAAUUAUGGCAUGUUUACCAAAGUCGCAGUGAUGCGCAUCCGCUCAAAAUUGAAGAAGCCCAAGGCUGCUGUAUUUCUUCCCAGUGGGCCUAGACGAUCCGGAAUCAACCUUCUAAAGCAAUAUCUUGAUGACCCAUCGCAUCAUGUGCACGAACUCCUCGAACAGUACGAUUUAGUAGGCAUGGACCCUCGAGGCUCAGGACAGAGUCUACCAAUGAAAUGCAACGCAACUCUAUGGAAUCGCCGAGCGCCCUCUAUGGUCAAGGAUGAGGUAGAAUUUGUUGACAUGUAUUACCACUGGAAGGAGGUUGGAGAAGCCUGCAAAAAGAUGACGGGCCGAUUAUUUGACAAUAUGGACACCCGGUCGAUUUCCCUGGACAUGGACAGCAUACGAUAUAACAUGUGGUUCAACAUAGAUCAGGAGAUACACUUGAUUGGUAAUUCUUACGGGUCGCAUAUUGGCAUCACCAACUUGGAAAGGGCUCUCCCUUAUGCCGGCCGGAUUGUGUUGGACGGGAUUGUAGAUCAUACACAUGAUCCAAUGGCAGUCAUGCAAGCAGAAUCCGCUUCUUUCGAAAUGACGCUCAGGCAUUUCUUCAAGUGGUGUCAAGAAGAUGCGUCUUGUGCACUACAUGAUCAGAACGAUGUUGAGGAUUUCUUCAAGCAGCUGGUGGCCAAGUUCGAAGCCGCGCCAAUCCCAGCACCAAAGUGCCAACAGACUGGCGAAGGAGCAUGUCGAUCUGACGUCAGCUUGGAAGAGAUGAUGACGGCUUUACAACGAGAUCUGGGACCAGGGCAGCCCGGAUGGGGUUCCUUAGCUACCAACCUCUUGGCAGCAUCCCAAGGCGAUGCGUCUGCCUUUUCGAUGCCCUGGUUUACAAACGAUACCGAUCCUUCGGGAACAUGGGCUACACUUGCUACUGGCUGUCUGGAUUGGCAACACGCCAACGAUUAUCUUGAGCUCCAAGCCGCUCAGCGUACGUUGAGAAUACUUUCGCCACUCACGCGUGGAUACUCUCAGAGCUACAGUUUCUUUUCCAGAUGCAUUUCAUGGCCGUUACCAAAAGAGGGAGUACUAUUUAAGAACCAGCCAAUAAUUCCCGAUUAUAUCAACAAACUACAUCCAGUAUUGAUGAUCAGCUCAUUCCUGGAUCCUAUAACCAGCGCUCAGAACGCGAUCAACCUACGUUCAAUUAUGCCAGAGGCAGUGCUCGUAUUCAAGAAUUGGACUGGUCAUAUAACCUAUAAUACGCCUGGAGAAUUGGCCAAGAUGGUGAACAACUAUAUACUGACAGGCGAGAUGCCCGAUGAUGGAACGGUAUAUCAAUCUUAG
Trichoderma harzianum CBS 226.95 is the source of this 1485-nucleotide messenger RNA. RefSeq lists its product as hypothetical. The record is from RefSeq and is a predicted model, not a curated record. The transcript has a single exon. Lineage: Eukaryota; Fungi; Ascomycota; Sordariomycetes; Hypocreales; Hypocreaceae. The coding region runs from base 1 to 1485 and encodes 494 amino acids.